This is a messenger RNA of Phanerochaete carnosa HHB-10118-sp, 714 nucleotides long. RefSeq lists its product as uncharacterized. NCBI's taxonomy places the organism in Eukaryota, Fungi, Basidiomycota, Agaricomycetes, Polyporales, Phanerochaetaceae. Bases 1 to 714 code for a protein of 237 amino acids. Gene Ontology annotation, biological process: mitochondrial translation; RNA processing. Gene Ontology annotation, cellular component: mitochondrial large ribosomal subunit. The transcript has 4 exons. Gene Ontology annotation, molecular function: structural constituent of ribosome; ribonuclease III activity. The record is from RefSeq and is a predicted model, not a curated record.
AUGUCGCAGAUAUUCACCCGAGGGCGCAUCAUUGCACAUGGCAUAACAUCGAGACCAGCAGCGUUAGUAGUUUAUGCGAUAUCUGAGCUGCCCGAUACCUCAAAACUAGCGCAACAUUUGAACCGCGUCUUUGCACCUUUGCAAUUCCCUCCGGAGUUGGCUGCUCGGAUAUUGACUCACCAAAGCCACAGGCACGGAGUACUCACGAAUAAUGCUCGGUUAAGCUUUAUUGGUCGUCGUGUGUUGAAGUCAUAUCUCCUCCUCUUCGUACAUUCCUCAUCCGCCCUGAAGCCGCAUCAUGACUACGAACACAUUCUGGAACGUGUACUAAACACCUACGUCCUUGGAGAGUUUGUAGGACCUCAAUGGCAACUUGGCAAGGUCAUGAAGUGGACGCCCGCAACGCAGAGCGAGUCCUUUGCGGGAGACCCGAUGAAUGUCUUGCAGCUCGGCAGAGAAGCAUCACGGAGCAUUGGCCUGUACAAGGUCCAGGGCACAGCAGUGGAGGCGGUAGUAGGAGGCGUAUUUCAUCAAUUCGGCGGACAGGUUGCUCAUAGACUCUUCCACACAAGGCUGCUUCCCCACAUACUGCUGCCAGGAGCGCCAGAUGGCUUACCAGACUCCUUCCAUGCUGACGCUACGAAAAUCUGCGAGCAGAUGGGCGGUCCGCAGGCUGACCUCUUUGGUGCUUCGAGCACACUCCAUCAAUCAUAG